Scutellospora calospora is the source of this 486-nucleotide messenger RNA. The record is from the annotation of a GenBank genome assembly. Lineage: Eukaryota; Fungi; Glomeromycota; Glomeromycetes; Diversisporales; Gigasporaceae.
AUGUUUAUAUCACAAGUAAAACGACGUGUAACAUUAUAUCAAUUUAGCACAAAGAUUAAGCAGAUUCCUCAUAAAUCAAAUAAAUGGGAAGCAAUUAUCGGAUUAGAAAUUCAUGCACAAUUAAAUUCAAAGACAAAAUUAUUUUCUUUAAUUGAUGCUGCAUUUCCGGGAACACUUCCGCAAUUAAAUGCUAAAUGUGUUGAACUUGCUGUCGCGACAUCAUUAGCAUUAUCAGGAAAUGUUCAAUUAAUAUCUUCAUUCGAUCGUAAACAAUAUUUUUAUCCUGAUUUACCACAUGGUUUUCAAAUUACUCAACAUUAUGCACCAAUAUCUCUUGGUGGUAAGAUCUUUUUAAAUAAUUUAGAUGGAUUAGAAUAUGAUACUACAGUUAGAAUAAAACAGAUUCAACUUGAGCAGGUGACUCAUCAUAAUAUUCUCAUAAUUUUUGAAAAUUUUGAAUUAAAGGAAGGUCAUAUUGAAAAUUAG